GAGUUUACCGAGGGCUACGGCGGUUUGAACGCAGGGCCUUCCCUGUAUUUGCUUUCGCUGUGCGUAACUACGGAUGGUUUGUAAAUGGAGUCUAAGACAUUUUGCACCACACGUCUCGCGGAUUUCUCGGAGAAACUGGAUUUUAUCAACUGAAUCGCCAUUUCAAGUCGGCAGAAUGCCGGAUAAGGACACGGAUUUGCCUAGAAAUCUAGGGACAUUAUAGCCAACAAGACUGGCUCAUUCGGAAUUACCCGAUCGGACUGUUUCUUUGAUCAACUUUGGUCAUUGUGGAUGAUGGAUGGCCGAGACUUCGGACCCGCCAGAUCCGUGCACGUACCGCCGCCCCUGCUCUCGGGUUUGGCCAUGGAAUCACACCGACUCGGCGCGGCCGCUGCAGCCGGUAGAAUACCACCGUCUCCCGGUCACCUGGGCGCGGGGCACCCGGCGGCUCUACACACUGGAAAAUUUCUGUCGCCGGCCAUGAACAUGCAUUCUCACCACAGUGAUUCCUUCCCAGGUGCCUCAAGCCCAUUCCUAAGCGGAUACUCCUCCAGCGCUCAUGGGGGGCCAAGCCCUCUGUCCUCGGAUCCAGCCUUCCGAGCCCCCAACCCAGCCAGCCUACAAAUGGCCCAGCUCUGGGCGUCUCACCCUCAUGAAGGUUUCCCUCACUUGCCAAGCAGUCUUUACCCCAGCCCUUACAUUCCCUUGGGCCACCUUGAGCAUCCCCAGUUCAGCCAGCAUGCACUCUUUGACUCCCAAAAAGAGGGGUUUUACCUGCCAGGUUCAGUGCACUCCCAGUCUGCAAUGGCUAGGAGCCCAGUGGCUCACAUGCCUGGCUCCCUCUCCAGGGAAAAGGAGGCCCUACCUUCUCACAAAAGCUCUAAAGACUCAAGCAGGGAACUUGGUAAAGAGAAGCCCUGUAAAAGUGACCUAGGCCACUCCCUCCAGAGAAAGGAACGAGAGAGGCCAAAAGAGGAGUCACGGCCCCACAGUGUGGUGGACCUCACCCAGGAUAUCAAGGCAGAAGAUGAACGCAGAGCAGGCAACACAGAAAGGCCUGCAAAGACUACAGAGCACACUCGGCCUUUCUUUCACCAGCACUCGCCUGCUCUGAGCACCACGGACACUAAACCCAAACAACCUCACCAGAACUUACUCGGUAACUGCGGGACCAGCAGCAGCAUGCCAGAUCGACACCCAAGUACAGAACAGGAGAGGAGGGACAGAGAACGGGAUGAAGAAAACAGCCGAACAGGGGGCCAAGUUUUCACCGACAAACAGAAAAGAUGUGAUUCAGUUGCUACAUCAGUUGGCACUCUGCAUGUGUCGUAUGGCAGUCCCUCUUCCCUGCAGUCCAACCAGUCCCAUCUCCCGCCCAGGCUGGUGUCCUCUGGUACCUACCCUCCCCCUCACCACAUGCCACCCAGCAUGUACCCGCUCUACUCUACAACUAAAGAGCCAGGCAAAGAACACAGAGUGAUAGCUCCUACUUAUGUGCCUUCUGUUGAGGUUUACGACGAGCGAAAAGGGCCAAUUCAAAUUGCCUCCCAAGCUCGAGAUAAUAAAAAUGACAAGAGCAGGGAGAGGGACUCGCACAGAUCAUCCCUGCUGUUGGGUAAUGAGAGAACACAUAUGGACCAUAGUCGGUCCUCUGUUAGAAGUGAGUCACCCCCUCACGGGGACGUCAAGAGAGAUGUUUUACGAGAGGAAGGGUCGGUAAUUAGGUCAAAUGGUUUGGCCAUGAAGAAGCCCCUGUAUUUAGAAGGUUCCACAAAUAAAUCUGGAAACAGCCCAGAUGCCAGGGACUUAACCAACACUACAUCUAAACACAUGAUCCAAUCGAGACUUGAGGCUGAAUCCCGCAGCCAAGAGCGAGACAGGUUACAAAGGUCUGCCCAUCCAUUCUCUGGAAUGGAUCCAGGUGCACUUCAUUCAGAGCAACGCCCGAUGAGGGGCUUGGUUUCUGCUGAACCAAAAUGGAAACCUUUCGAGAUGGGGAAUUAUGCUACAAGCCACAUUGCCGCAUUGGCUGCCCAGCACACCCAUGGCACUAGAGGUGAGGAAGAGGGCAAGCGGAUGUACCUGGACACUACAGGCUUGCACAGGCCAGUGGGCAGCGGUGGAAGCCCUGAGGGACAUGGGGAAGUGUCAGCAAUGCAAAGCCUCAUCAAGUACAGCGGCAACUUCUCUAGCGAGUCUGGCUCCAGGCAUGGUUCUGACAGCCGCAGUCCAUUUGGAGGGCUGGGCAGCAUGAAACUGGAGGCCAGUUAUCCCGGAGUGUCCAGAAUUCAGCAUCUUCUGCCCCAACAGCCUGGAAAACAGUUAAAGAAAGAACCUGAGAGACCAGAGAGUGCCAAAUCCUUUGGCCGAGAUGGAAGCUCUUCUCAGGGGGAAGCGGAGGUUCGGCAUCCCCCAGUGGGCAUCGCAGUGGCGGUUGCUCGUCAGAGGGACAACAGCAGCAAGCUCAGCUCUGUAUCAGACAGGGACCGUCCUCUUCUUGGAGGAACCAUCAAAGGCCCAAUUCAUGUAGACGAGGAACAAGGAGACGAGAGGGUGCGUCACCGCAGCGAGCGUCUACUGUCGGGACGUGUGGAGCGAGAGCAGGAGAAAGUGUUAAGAGAGAGCAAAGAGUUAGCUGACUAUACCCAGUUGCAUCCACCAAUGGUGUCUGCUAGCGGACUGAACCCCAACCUAAUGGUGACUGGAGGGCCGACUCUGGCUGGUGCCGGCCGCUGGCCUGCUGACCCCGCCUCCCACCUGGCCUCCCACCCCUGGCUGCCCCGCCCUGGAGCCCCCUCCAUGUGGCUGUCUGGCUCUCCAUAUGGACUGGGACCCCCCUCCCUUCAUCAGGCCCUGCCUCCAGGAUAUUCUCCUGCCUUAACGGGCUCCAUCCCCCCACCGUACCAGUUUGCUCGAGACCCACAAACCGGACAGCUGGUUGUUGUUCCCACAGAGCAUCUGCCGCACUAUGCUGAUAUGUUAGAGCGAGGCCCCCCGCUGUGGUCAGCCAUGUACCCGUCGGCAGGAAGUUCUCUGCAGCAUGCCCAUCAGCUGCAGCUCCUGUCCCACCAGCAGCUCCUGCGCCAACAGGAGCUCUACAUGAUCCAGCACCAGACCGCACAGGUCAUGGAACUGCAGAGGAACGCACAGUUAGUGGAGAGGCUUAAUGCAAGUCACCCGAGGGCAGAUUUGGAGGACAAACCAGACAAGAGAGGAACCGAGGGGACCAAAGCCAGUCUGUCCGGCAUCCCCGCUCCAUCCCUGCACUCACGCAAGCCUCCCUUACGCUCCCCAACCCCCUCCACCUCUUACAGCAAAGUGCUGACUCCCCUGCCUGUCACGCCGCUGCCUUCACCUGUCACUGCACUGAAGUCUGAGGAGAGACGCAAGGUGGAGAAGUCCCUUUCUCAGCAGACCUACUCGCACCAGUUAUCUCCUGCUCCACACCCAGUCAGCUCUGCUUCUGCCUCACCCCAUCCUACCUCCCCCAUCCGGCCUAAAGAGGAGACUGUGGAAGUGCCUGAGAAAGAAUCACUUAGUCUACAGAAGCAAGCAUCUUCUCCCUUCCCAUCCAUGUACCCUGAAAUUCCUCCCGGCUACCCGUACCAAUCCAUAACGGCUCCGUUCGGUAGCCAUUACCCAUACCUCCUCCAACCGGCUGCUGCCGCAGAUGCUGACGGCCUGGCACCAGAUGUGCCAUUGCCGGCGGAGACCUCAAAGCACUUGGAAAGCGCUGCAGAUGUCAAACCCCGGCACUUGUGUUCUCCAGUGGUGGUGGAACCACUGCAGGCUUCCAGAGAUCCAGAGUCCAUGGAGGAGAGCAGCCCACAAUUGAAAAAAGAGCCAAGCUUGGAGGAAAACAAAGACACUCUGACACAGGAUGUCCUGAGGCCCCUCCACUCGGUCAGCGGUGCUGCAUCGAUUACGCCCCAAGACUCUAGCACCACUAUAGAGGCUGAGGCCCACCCUAGAUCCACAGCUACACCUGAGAAUGAAGAAAACCAGGAUGGAAAAGAGGCCAUCAAAGUCGAAGUGUCCUCCUCAAGCCAUCCAGGGUUGUACAACACAUCAAGAACAGACUCUGAAAGAAUCACCACAGCAGAAGCUGCAGAAAGCUCAGUCGGUCUUGAAGACCAAGCCUACAAACCCUCAUCGAGUCACACCGAUGUGUCUUGUGACGUCCAGCUAGAAUACCCACCCUUAGAUCUUUCUGAUAGACUAAAACCGGUAGAGCUCCAGGAGCCUGCCCCUGAUGCUCUAGACCUGGUGUUCAAACAUGACGAUCUAUUCCUCCCUUACAACAGUCCUCCUCACCUUCAGCCCUCUUCCGCACCAGUGCCCAUCCUACCUGAAGACCCCAUGGCGGGAAUGAUCGCCCUGGUCACGGCCAGCGAGCUCCCGCAGGCUGGAGCCGUGUCCAUCCUCACAGAGGCGUGUAGCUCUAGAUCUGAACUCUGCCUGGGCGUCAGUUCCCUAGAGUCCACUGCUCUGGAGGGCAUGGCCCUGCUCAGUCAGAUUGCAGAGCUGGAGAUACAGAGGCAACCCAGAGAUAACACACAGGGCGUAAUGCUCUGUGGGCUGGAGAGUCUGCUGGAAGCUGGCAGGCAGGUCCUUCUGGAGGCCAUUGAAUGUCAACCUGAGGUUAUCAUCUGCCUCCCACGAGAGCUCAAUCCUAACAAGAAAUACAGCUGGAGACAGAAGAAAGAUGAACCUAUGUUCUCCAGGUCUUCUUUGAAGGGAAUGGAUGCUGUGGAAGUGGACUACCGCGUGAAACUCACCAAGCUGCAGCAGCGUUACAAGGAAAAGCAACGAGAGCUGGGCAAACUGCAGAGACGGAGAGAUAAAGAAGAGAAACGUCAGCAGCAUCAACAGCUCCAGCAGGAGAGGAACAGGAGUUUGGCCCGCAGGGGCCCGGGACGUCCCCGAAAAAGGAAACACGGCUUGUGCGCACUCUCUCCACCCUCUGGCAAGCUGGACUCGAAGUGUGCAAAGUUGGGUAGAAGUGUGCUGUACUCUGAGGACUCUGAGAGUGGUGAGGUGCUGAGGAAGCGCUUUCGGCCCUUUAGUAGAAAUGGGGAGGAAGAGGAAGAUAGCAGUGCUCUGAGAUUGAAGAAGAAGAAAAAGAGCUGGAGUGAGCAAGAGGCAUCUUCAAGCUACUCUCACGAGUUGACUAAAAUGGGCAUGAAGAAGAGCCGAGUGAGCGAGCAGGAGCAGUUGGCAUCCAAACUUGACAAGGCCUUGUCUCUCACUAAGCUGGUUAAACUUGGCAAGCCCUCUUGUAAGUUUGCGGACGGUUCCUCAGGGAAGUCCAGGGUGAGCUCUGGAAGCAGGAUCCCCUCGCUCACUGACAUAGACUUGAGAGUCAAGACUGGGAAGUCAAGCCUGUCGAAAAAUUUCGACAUCUUUCACAAGUCCUCCAAAGGAGGUAAAAGUAAAAUUGCCACCAAAACCAAGUCUUCAGAUCCAUGCCUUAAGGGGAAAUGCCAGCGGAAAGUACCUUAUUCUCCACUGAGGUCAGAAAUCAGCAGCUAUUCUAACAUCACAGAUUCAGAAGACGACGAAUCGCUGAAGGAUGGCUGGCCUCCCAGCUCGAUGCUGGGGAGAACAGUCCCACGUCCACAGCUCCCCAGCCUGUGCAGCACUCCAUCCAAGAAAAACUGCUCUUCGUCCAAGAGAGCCUCUUCGUCAUCAUCAUCAUCAUCACUCAAGUCCAAGCAGGCGGCCAAAGAGAGGAAACAUAAGCACUUUGCUUUAUUGCUACAGGAGGCAGGAGUCAGCUCCUCCGAGGACUCAUUUGAUCAAGAGUAUCUCACCGAGCGAGAUGAUUACGAGGAUGAUGAUGACAAUGAUGAUGAUUACGAGCUUGAUGAGAGUGACGGUCUGUGUUCAUCCAUAGAAGAGAGUGGGCUUGGUCUACUGGCCCGCUUUGCCGCGAGCGCCAUCCCGAGCCCCAUUGUCCCCAAUCCGCUCUCCAUUGUCCAACUGGAGGCCAAACAGAAAGCCAAGAAAAAAGAGGAAAGGCAGAGCCUUCUCGGUACAGAAUUCAAGUUCACUGAUUCUGAGAGUGAUGUUAAGGCAAGAAAGAAGUUCCCAUCUCUUUUGCACGGUAAGCGGUCGGCUCCCGAGCUCCCCCUCCUACCACCGGCGAGUGUCAUGCGUGAAGAGUUCAGCCCCAGCAAGCGUGGGUGCAAGCCGAAGAAACCCAAGUCCCUGCGGGAGUUCACUUUCGACCUUACUGCAGACGGAAGCGAAGAUGAACAAUGGACACGCCGGAGAAGUGAACGCAUCUUCCUCCAUGAUGCCGCCCAGGCCAAUCCUAUCUCGCCGUCCAACAAAACUCCUCUUCCGUUCACUCCCAAACCUGCCCGGGGCCCCAAACCAUCCCAGCAGAGCCCUAAGGAGCUGGCCAAAGCCAAGGAGGGGAAAGACCCCAACAAGAAGAAAAGGAUUAAGGAGACCCCCCUGUGUCUGCCCCCAACACAGCUCUCUAGUAUACCCACUGAGAACGCAGGAGCACUCCCAGUCUGUCCAGGGCACAAGAGCAAGGUGAAGCCCAAAGCUAGAGAGGCUCGAGGGAAAGGCGGCGCUGUCAGUAAACUGAUGGAAAGUAUGGCUGCUGAUGAGGACUUUGAGCCUAACCAGGACAGCAGCUUCUCAGAGGACGAGAAUCCCCCUGUGAACGCUCAGCCUGAAAGACCCUGCACCCCUGCCCCCCGGAACUGUGUCAUUAACAAAGAUGAACUGCAGGAUGGACUACGGGUCCUCAUCCCUAUGGAUGACAAACUCUUGUACGCCGGACAUGUCAGCACCGUUCACUCUCCUGACAUAUACAGUGUGGUGGUGGAGGGCGAGAGGGGGAACAGGCCACAUAUCUACUGUCUGGAGCAGCUGCUACAGGAGGCGAUAAUUGAUGUGAAGCCCCCCUCUGUCAGAUACCUUCCCCAAGGGACCAGGAUUGCAGCCUACUGGAGCCAGCAGUACCGUUGCCUCUACCCUGGCACGGUCGUAAGAGGGAGCCCAGACAUGGAAGAAGCGGACGACUUGAUCACAGUGGAGUUUGAUGACGGAGACACUGGGCGGAUCCCAAUCUCGCAUAUUAGGUUGCUGCCGCCGGACUACAAGAUUCAGUGUGCAGAACCAUCCCCUGCCCUCCUUGUGGCCAGCACUAGAAGACGAGGAAGGAAAUGCAGUAAGGAUGUUCAUGAGGGCAAAGAGACGCCUCCCAAAAGCACUGAGGAGUCUGUCCCAAAAAGUAGGGGUCGAGGGAGAAAACCCAAACCAAAGCCUGAGCCUGAAGUCACUCCAAAGGAGCAUGAAAAGACUGACACACCAGCCCCAACGCAGGUCCCCGAGAGGCCCCUGUCCAGCCAAAAAAGCGUCCCACAGCCAGGUAGAAAAAUUAAGCAAGCCGGCCCCUCCAUCUCCGUAUCAAAUGAAAGCCAGAAGAAAACCACAGGAAUCAAGCCCCCAGCCAAAGUGCGUUCCCAGCCUCAGUCUGUCUAUUCUCCACCACUCUAUGGAAAAGUUCUGUCUGUGGAUCUCUAUAAUGAGCCCUCCACUUCUCUGGCCUCCUUUAUGUCCAACAAUGGGACUGCGAGUCCCGCAGGGAAAGGAAAGCCAGUGAAGCGCUUGCGAAAGGCAGAGGAGGAGACAUCAGCGUUUGGUGUAAAAAUGCAACGCAAGCAACCUCAAACUGAAAUCCUGAUCAAACUCGACCAUGAAGGAGUCAUGUCACCCAAAACCAAGAAGACCAAAGCCUUGAUGAUGAUGGAGGGCCAGAACCUCUCCAAACAUGAGAAUAAGUCAGUAAUGGGUGUCAGCUACAUGACGGUAUCCACCACCACUGAAAAAACAUUCAAAGCAAAGACCAAGCCAGUUGAGGCAGAGCCCCCUAAUGCUGAGAGCGUGUCCACCUACAGCGUUCGUAAACUGGGAUGUGGCAGUGAUGGUCUGAUGAAUGUGAGCAACUCUGGGGAUAAGGAAAAGAGGGAGCAAGAGUGUCCCAACUGCAGUAGUAGUAGCAGUAGCAGCUCUGAAUCCGAUGGAGAAGAGCAAGGGGCCUCCCAGGACAAGAAGCCCAAACAAGACUCCACCAGCUCCAACAGCUCACGGGCAUCAAGCCCCACCUCGUCCAGCACUUCAACCAGCAGCUCCUCAUCCUCAGCCGGAUCCCACUCUUCCUCCUCUUCAUCAUCAUCCUCCUCCACCACAAGUGAUGAAGAAUCCUCCUGCAGCUCAGAUGAAGAACAUGUCACUGUUUCUCAACCAUCUCCUGUGGAGCAGGUGCCACCUCAAGAGGAGGAAGAGAAGACAAAGGCAAAAGCAGGGCUUUCAGCCAACAUCCAUAAGAUCCAGAAGCAACAUUCUUCUACCACCCAACAGGAACAGUGUCCCCAGCAACAAAAGCCCCAGAAGCAGCAGAAGGUGAAGCAGGGUGUUGGUCGCCCUAAAAGACGUGAGGGAAUCCACCUUCCAACAACUAAGGAGUUGGCAAAAAGACAAAGACUACCCUCUGUAGAGAACAGACCUAAGAUCUCAGCUUUCCUUCCUGCCAGACAGCUAUGGAAGUGGUUUGGAAAGCCUACUCAGAGGCGGGGAAUGAAAGGGAAGGCAAAGAAGCUUUUCUACAAGGCCAUAAUGCGUGGGAAGGAAAUGAUCUGUAUUGGAGACUGUGCGGUGUUCCUGUCUGCUGGACGACCCAACCUCCCCUUCAUUGGACACAUCCAGAGCAUGUGGGAGUCCUGGGGAAGCAACAUGGUGGUCCGGGUCAAAUGGUUCUAUCAUCCAGAGGAGACAAACCCUGGAAAGAAACUUCAUGACAAAAAGAACUGGGAUCAAAUGUCUGGCCAAAGUCUUCCUGCUGUUCUGCAAGCUUCCAACCAGAGGAAAGACUUCAUGGAGCGAGCGCUGUACCAGUCCUCUCACAUUGAUGAGAAUGACGUUCAAACCAUUUCUCAUAAAUGUCUGGUGGUCAGUCUAGAGCAAUAUGAGCAGAUGAUUAAAACAAAGAAGUACCAGGACAGUGAAGACCUUUACUACCUAGCAGGCACUUAUGAACCCACCACUGGAAUGAUAUUCAACACAGAUGGGGUUCCAGUCAUCUGCUGAGGAGCAACAAAUGAGACAUAUGGACAUAAGGAAUGAGAUACCAGACACAAGGGCUUGACAGAUUUGGUGGUUUUACUCAAAGUCCAACUAAUCCAACAAGUAUGGAAAAUGUUCUGACAAAGACACACACAAGUGGCUGAGAUUACAGUCACUACCUGACUUAAGACUGCUUUAAGAGAUGUCAUACCUGUGACAUUCAUUUGAUGCUUAAUGUUUUCAUUCAACGGUAACUUGGUAUUGUAGAACUCAGUAUUGUAGAAAUUAUGUAGUACAGAUUCGGAAUUUGACAUAAAACAUCUUGCCCGUUUAUGGAGCACCUUGUGUUGGUCACUCUUGCUUGAUCUGGUGAUGUGAAUGUGGUGGACAAAUUAUUUCUUUGGACUUCUGCAGUUAAAGAAUCUCUGUUCAAGAAAGUAGAGAGGAAAAUGUGUCAAAGAAAGCGGAAACGUGUCAAACGCAUCUACACAGCUGAGCCCUUUCGUCUCACCCAUCACCAGUGCAGCUGGAAUGGAUGUGACUCCACUUCUACGGGACUCAGUCUCCAGGGUGAGAGGGCCUGCUUGAAACCAGCUUCCUUGGCCCUGGGACCAAUGCAUGGGAAGAGUAAUUUAAGCUGACAGGGCAUGUCACACUUGCAGUUCCUAUCUGCCCAGAGAGCCAUCUUCACCACACGCUCCGCAGUCCAGUGUACUACUUCUAGACCCCUGCAAGUACUCAAAGGGACAAGGUCUGGCUAAUGAAUUUGGACAGGUAAAAUAAUACCAGACUUCUAGCUGCGGCCCACGUGAGGAGCACUUAAAUAAAAAGUCUCCCCCUUCCUCACAACCCAAGGACUGAACUGUGGUUUGCGCAAGUCUGCAAGAACGGUUUAUUCAGUGGAUAAAGUGAGUCACUUUUCCAACCAAGCAGCCCGAAAGAUCUAUCUGAAUAUUUAUAUGAUCAUUUCCCUCAGCCACGGAGGCCAAAAAGGUUUCUUUUAACGAGUCAAGGGCUCUACAGGGACGGUUGAUUCAGAGAAAUCAUGCAGAUGACCCCGUUUGUAAAUACAGACAAGCUACAGUAUAUACGAUAUGGACAAAUAUAUUUUAUUUUCGUGUAUCAGGUUUAUGUGACAGUACUUUUUUUAAAGCAGUAAAAAAUUAAAAAAGCUUUAAUAAACUGUGAAUAAAAUUUAAAACAUAAAUAUCAGGAACUAGUUUUAGCAAAAAGAUCUUGAAGUUGUUACUGGAACUGAUCUCAGAUGCCCACUAUGACGACGUAUGUAAUGUAAUCGUGAUAUCAAAACUACUAUUACAGGACAAAUGGUUUGUGGGAUUUGACCAUGUUCAGAGCCAGUUGUCCCAUAAUGCAGUUUUACAACAGAAAGCACUUAAAUUCUGCCCUUGGUCUUACACAGGACAGACUUCCCUUGACAAUCCCCCACGCAGGUGGGCUGGACAAAAAAAUGUUGUUCUCUCAUUGCUUCUCAGGGUCAGUGAGAGAUAGUGAGAUGGAGAAUGACAGUUUCAAAACACCAUGUAAUCAAGCUAUGCUCGCUUUUCGUAUCUGUUGUACUUGGCUUUCCUUUUUUUGUAGAAAUAUCCCCAAUCUUCCCCACAGAAAGCAAUUACAUGUCAUGCAUGAAAGCACUUUUUUAGAAUUAACAAAUAGUUGAGCAGGUCAGAGCAAAGGCACACGGCGACGUUAUCUGUUAGCGAAAGCUGAGGUAUUUUCGCCUCUCUAAAUCUGUUUCUUUCUGGUUCAUGGCCUUAAUAGCCUUAACCUUGGUCCCUAAAGGCUGCCGCAUGCUGGUAGAAUCAAAGUCUGAAUGUUGUCUUUGAAAAUAGGUCCCACUGAUUUAUAUUGUGUUCCAAAGAAAGUGCCAUCAGUCAUCAGAGGCUCUGGUGUGCUGUUAGGACCAGGCUACGGAUUUGCUGCUUCUUUAAUCAAGACCAGUCAAAUGUAUUUGAUUUAUUUGGCUUCAUUAUAUGCUGAGCUGGCUGAAGACACUGUUUUUCAGCCUUGCUUUUAUUUCUUAAUUAUGAUUAUGGUUCUUUAUUUGUGCCUCAUUUUUAUGGUUCAACGGAGGUAUGAAUUUUUUUUUUUUUUUUUUUUUUUUUUUUUUUUAGUUUGAAUGUGUUUGUUGAAAAAAUGUUUUGUUAGAUGCUGGCAAGGAAAGUGUUCUUGUGCAUUUCACAUGGUUUUAGGCUGUAAUGUAGAAAUAACAGUUAUGCUAUCUGCAUUGAUUUUUUUUUAAACAUGUAUGGUUACCAGGAUAUAUUCAAAACACAAGGUUAGAAGCCUCAUUUGAUUCAAUAUUUCUGCAGUUGCCUUCUUGUUCAGUCUACGUCUUUUUUUCUCUCCAUUAUAUCCAACCACAUUUUUUAACUUUGUAUUUCUUUCUACCUCCCACCUUGGUUUAAUUUUUUUAUUUUAUAUUUUCUCUUAGUGGUAUUUUUACACUCAUGAAACGUCACCAGGCGUGGGCUUUUUAAAUCAUUGUCUGUUUUUACGUUUGUCAUGAAUACCCCAAUGACUCUGAAUGAUGUUUAUUUGACUCUUCCUGAUUCUUUGUUGUUUUGUUUUUAUUUUCCCCCUGUUUUUGUGGGAGUAUAGAGAGAUCAAGAAGGGUAUGGACACUAAAUAAUUCCAGUCUUAGUGAUUGGAAAAAUAUUUGGCCUACCCAGUAUUUCAGAAUUUCUUCUACAUCUUAGAAAUGUGUUAACACUAUUACAGAUAGUAUAACGGUAAUGAUUGAAAUAUGUCUUAUGUCUGAAUUUUUAUGUACAUUUCAUAACAUUGCCCAAUCUCUCUUAAAGAGAUGAUAUCUUGUUGAUAUUCAAUAGUUUGUAUUUCUUAACAUGUUUUAUCAUUGUGUAUGGUGUCUUGAGGUUUUGAACAAUAUUCAGCCUAUUCCGAUUCAGGCCGUUUUUGUUUUUUUAGUCACAUAAUUUGGUUGAGGAUUUUACACAUACCCAAAGCCUAUUCAAAUGCCAAAUAAUCUUAAAAUGCACAGAGAAUCUGACGCAACAUUACACAAGCUGAUUUGAUUUGACAUGAUCUUUGAAUACAAAAUGUAUUUUGUGUUGAAUAUUUGCCUGUUUAUUGAACUGUACAAUUUAAGUGCCCCUGAAAACAAACGUUUACUCUGAGCUUGAGUCAAGCUGUAAAGCACUUUUUAGAGUAUUUUUGUCUGCAUGUUUUAGAAAUCGCAUAUAUGCUUCUAGGAAUAAUAUUAGAGCAAUCACAAAAAAUAUAUAUUUUGCUUAUUGUGACGUAGUGUAAAGUGAAUGGAGAUCAGAGUCCAUCCCUUUCCCCUUCAGGUCACUGUAUGAGACGGUGGCCUCUUCUUAUAGCAGUCAUGUGGGAUGAAUUGAUGAUGUCCUCUGCUACUUGUCCAGGGUCCGUUUGAGUGUCUUUUAUGAUGUAUAAGGUUUAACUGGCAUAUUAGAGAAAAUGGUGUAUAGCCGAGUAGAAGCUUAAUAGAGUUCACUGUUUGCAUGAUUCUGUUAAACUUUUUUCUUUUUGUUUUCUAAAUCAUUGUUUUAUUUCUUUAUGACAUUCCCCCUCUCAGAACAAUCGUCCUCCAUGCUUAAUGUGCAAUACUGCUGAAUUUGGAUUCUGUGAGGUAGCUGCUAGUGAGGGAAGGAACGUGUUCAUGAAUGUUGGAGAUGAGAGAGAAAGUUAUCUGCUGUUCUGCUGUUACUUCAGCAUUGGUAAGGUCCUGUUACAAAAAAAAUUUGUUUUUUUUAGAAAGCUAUAGUUUUUAAAUUUAUUAUUUGAAAUUUUAAAUGCAUCAAGGUUUUGUAAAUGAUCCUUUUAUGAGAGGGGGAGAUCAGUAUGAAUAUACUUUGUACACACAUUUAAUCUUGUAAAAAAAAAAAUAAAGUAAAAAAAAAAAAACUGAAACCGAUAUUGAAGAUUGCUGUUGACUUGUGCGUAAAGUUUAAUGGAAUUAGAUUUUUUUUUUCUUUUCUUUUUUUUACAGAUGCAACCAGCAUUCAGUGUUUUUCGAUUCUUUAGUAUCUCAGUAUUUUCUAGUUGAUCAAUAAAUGUCAUGAAAUGGAAUAGA
Messenger RNA from Myxocyprinus asiaticus (Chinese sucker), 13159 nucleotides. Its product is annotated as trinucleotide repeat-containing gene 18 protein-like. Lineage: Eukaryota; Metazoa; Chordata; Actinopteri; Cypriniformes; Catostomidae. Bases 292 to 9108 code for a protein of 2938 amino acids. The record is from RefSeq and is a predicted model, not a curated record. The transcript is spliced from 30 exons. Gene Ontology annotation, molecular function: chromatin binding.